AUGACAUGCACAAAUAUCAGCAACAUGGUUGAGAACUCCACCAGCGAGCAGCAUGAGCAGCAGGCUGUCGAAAUGCAGAAGAGCAACUGCAACCUAAAAUCAUCUCCCUUCCAGACAGUUGUUGUGCCACUCCAGGAGAUCACCUUGCUCGGUGAGGCCACCGCGACGGAAGAUGUGGAAGCUGGGGCAGAGCAUCAUGCGAAGACCACGCCUGACAAGUCUCCGGCAGCAGGCGAGAGCAGCACGAGCAUGAGGGGUAGUGAAUCCAACUCUAGUGACGCAGUAUGUCGAUGUGGUACCGUUGAUCCUCAUCACAAAUCUCGGCCCAAUACGCUGUGGUCGAAUGCAGAGGCACUCGCGAGGCUGGAGAAUCAUGACGGGCAGAGCAGAAAGACGGAAAUUAAGUCCAUCGACAAACAGAAGUGGAAGGCUUUCCGCAAACGCAUGAAACACCUCAAAGAGGAUAUUAAGGCUAUCGAUAAGCGGAAGUUGAAGGCUUUCCACAAGCACAUAGAGCAGCUCAAGAAAGAGUCAAAGAGGAAGUAG
This is a messenger RNA of Cryphonectria parasitica EP155, 546 nucleotides long. RefSeq lists its product as uncharacterized. The record is from RefSeq and is a predicted model, not a curated record. The coding region runs from base 1 to 546 and encodes 181 amino acids. Lineage: Eukaryota; Fungi; Ascomycota; Sordariomycetes; Diaporthales; Cryphonectriaceae. The transcript has 2 exons.